Molecule: messenger RNA, 702 nt
Organism: Tetrapisispora phaffii CBS 4417
Lineage: Eukaryota; Fungi; Ascomycota; Saccharomycetes; Saccharomycetales; Saccharomycetaceae
Gene: PRE5
Product: proteasome core particle subunit alpha 6
Exons: 1
Coding region: 1-702 (233 amino acids)
Biological process (GO): ubiquitin-dependent protein catabolic process
Cellular component (GO): nucleus; proteasome core complex, alpha-subunit complex; proteasome core complex
Source: RefSeq, a predicted model, not a curated record
AUGUUUAGAAAUAAUUACGACGGUGAUACAGUCACUUUUUCUCCAACUGGUAGGUUAUUCCAAGUUGAAUAUGCUCUAGAAGCCAUCAAACAAGGCAGUGUGACCGUUGGUCUACGUUCUAAGAACUAUGCAGUUAUUACAGCUUUGAAGAGAAAUGCUGAUGAAUUGUCAUCAUAUCAAAAGAAAAUCAUUAGAUGUGACGAACAUUUAGGGUUGUCUCUAGCUGGUUUAGCUCCAGAUGCUCGUGUUUUAAGUAACUAUUUGAGACAGCAAUGUAAUUACUCGCAAUUAGUGUUUAAUAGAAAAUUGUCAGUUGAAAAAGCUGGUCAUUUGUUAUCUGAUAAGGCUCAGCAAAAUACUCAAUCUUACGGUGGCAGACCAUACGGUGUUGGUUUACUAAUAAUAGGCUAUGAUAACAGUGGUGCUCAUUUGCUGGAAUUUCAACCUUCAGGCAACACAUUAGAAGUUUACGGCUCAGCCAUCGGUGCUCGUUCACAAGGUGCUAAGACUUAUUUGGAAAGAGUGAUGGAUAAAUACAUUGAAAUUGAGGACCCAGAGGAAUUGAUAAAAACUUGUGUUGAAGCUUUGAGACAGUCACUUAAGGACGAAACAUUGACCACCGAUAACUUGUCUAUCGCAAUUGUGGGAAAAGAUAUCCCAUUCACACAAUAUGAUAAUGAAAAAGUCACACCGUACCUAUAA